AUGUUGGCGUCUACUGAUCCGAGACAAAACAACCCGUUGAAUACGGGUUUAGGUCCGAGCAUGGCGUUGCAGCCGGGGUGCCCGCCGGGGUUCGGUUGCAGGCCGCUGCCGCUGGCGCUGGCGGCGCCGCCCCUCCCUGCCGUCCAGGUGCCGCACGUGGUGUACGCCCAAGCAGUCUACGAGCCUGUCGUCCACGACCACCCGCCCAUACACAGAAUACGUCAACUAAUUGAAGCGGACAAGAGGAGAAGACGGAAAAAGCCGAGACAUUCAAGUGAAAGUUCAUACAGCGACACUAGCGGACCGUCCAGUAACUCUGACUCUGAUUAUUAUCGA
This is a messenger RNA of Iphiclides podalirius (scarce swallowtail), 336 nucleotides long. The record is from the annotation of a GenBank genome assembly. Lineage: Eukaryota; Metazoa; Arthropoda; Insecta; Lepidoptera; Papilionidae.